This is a messenger RNA of Magnolia sinica, 684 nucleotides long. RefSeq lists its product as uncharacterized. The transcript has a single exon. The record is from RefSeq and is a predicted model, not a curated record. Bases 1 to 684 code for a protein of 227 amino acids. Lineage: Eukaryota; Viridiplantae; Streptophyta; Magnoliopsida; Magnoliales; Magnoliaceae.
AUGGAAGAAGAAACCAACACAAAUUGCUGUUUCUGUAAAAUACGAUAUCUUACAGACGUUAGUAUCUUCACCUCAACCUUUCCUGCAACCAUGUCUCCUUCUUCUUCCUCCUCUUUUACAAGCCAUCAUAAUUCUCUGAAACUCUCUGCAACAAUGACAAAAAUACCCUCCCCCAACGUCCACAGCAACAACCACAAUGAAGAUCUUGAACUCAUUGUAUUAGUUCACCUAAAACAGAAUUACAAUUUGAUGGUGCAAUCCCACCGCGCUGCCACUCGCUACAUUCGACGCCAAUCUAGUAUUGUUGAAGAUGCCUUUCCAAACCAUCAUUGCUUCGUCUCUCUUUCUGAAGAAGGUAGAGAGAUCUGCGUCUCACAUAUACUUAGUGGUAUGGAUGUUAGCCCCGACGUCAUACAGGAAUUGGUACCGCUGAUCACUUCUUUCUGCCAUGAGAAGGCGACGGAGGCGGUACAAGCAGAACAGGAUUAUCUAACGAUCUCGAUGGAUAUCGAGAUUUCUACGACGAAGGUGUUGAAAGCAGAAAAAUGUAGUGGGACGAAUGUGGGUGAAGAGUGCAUGAUUUGUCUAGAUGUGUUCUUGAUCGGGACGGUGGUGACCAGCAUGCCAUGUUCGCAUAUGUUCCAUCCUGCGCGCUUGCAUUGUUGGAUGGUUGAAGGCAGCUAG